UCAAAUCUCCCACAUUUCUGCAGCAGAAAAGAAAGAUCUUUCCUUUUGACUCCCCAAUGAAUCAUGCAAUCACAGAGCAAGAAUUGCUCUCUCCUUAUCUCCUCCUCUUCAAAUCGCUCUUGCUCAUCCCAGUCUCUCACUAUCUCAUCUCCUUCUUCCUAACAAUUCUACUUUUCCUCUACUUCUUCCUCGAGAUUCAUUUUCCUAGAUCAGAUCCUAUCUCUCUCACCUUCAAUCCCAGCUCAGACUUUUGCCAGUUUGUUGUCUCCAAGUGUCGUCUCCUUCACGGACGCUACUUUCCUACGUUUUGGCUCUCAAGCCCUCAUCUUCAAACAGCGUUUCUUAGCCUUGUUGGAAACUCACCUCGUUUCUGCUACAAGCGAAAUCUCUUUCAAGCAACAGAUGGUGGCACAAUUGCUUUGGACUGGUUAAUGCAUUCUGAUGUCAUGGAAGGCAUAUCUCAGGUGGUCAACGGCUUAACUCUAGGAAAUGAUAGAACUCCAAUUGCUAUUGUGGUUCCAGGGCUCACUAGUGAUUCUACUGCUGCUUAUAUUAAACAUCUUGCCUUCAGGCUGGCCAAGGAAGGAUGGAAUGUUGUUGUGAGUAACCACCGUGGACUUGGAGGGAUCUCUUUAACUUCUGACUGCUUCUACAAUGCGGGAUGGACAGAAGAUCUUCGGAAAGUAAUUGAUCACAUCCAUUCUCAGUUCCCAGAGGCUCCUCUGUUUGCUGUUGGAACAAGCAUUGGUGCCAACGUUCUGGUUAAAUAUCUUGGGGAGGAUGGGCCUGAUACACCUCUUAUUGGAGCUACUGCUGUGUGCUCUCCAUGGGAUCUUUUGAUAUGUGACCGAUUUAUCAACCGAAAACUCGUGCAAAAACUCUAUGACAGAGUGCUUACUAUUGGUCUACAAGGUUAUGCACAAUUGCACCACUCCAUCAUUUCUCGUAUAGCCGAUUGGGAAGGCAUUAAGAAGUCACGUUCAGUUCGAGAGUUUGACAACUAUGCCACCAGACUUGUUGGCAAAUUCGAGACAACUGAUACAUACUAUAGACGUUCAAGCAGUGCGCAAUUUGUGGGAAAUGUCGCUGUUCCGCUCCUUUGUAUCAGUGCUUUGGAUGAUCCAGUUUGUACUAGGGAAGCUAUUCCUUGGGAUGAAUGUAGGGGAAAUAAAAACAUAGUUCUUGCAACCACAACACAUGGUGGUCAUCUUGCUUACUAUGAAGGGAUUACAGCAACAAGCAUGUGGUGGGUUAGGGCUGUGCAAGAAUAUUUUGAAGUGCUACUCUCUAGCCCCUUUGCAGAACGAAGACAGAAGACGCAGAUCAUCCCCGAACCAUUGGGAUCUUCGAUUGAUCAGGGACCAUUUCUUGUGGAUACCGGAGAAGAUGGGAUUAUUGCUGCUGCAGCAGCAAGUGAAGUGGAGACAAGAGCUGAUGCAGAACAAGAGAGUAGUGCUCAAAUCGAGAAGACAAGUUAUCAUCUACAAAAGGACAACACCCCUCAAGGUUAUAACAGUUUACUCGGUCCUUUGAAGAAGAGAGUGGAUCAGCUUUCAAGAUACAGCCGGAAAUCAAUCUGGCUAUUAGCAUACAUUGCUAUAGUCACGACGUGGCCACUUCUAGGCCCUGCGUUGUUGAUCUCAAUCAAGAAAAGAUUCAGAAGGGUCGUCGAAAAAUAGAAAUCAUACUCUUAUUGCAAAAUAGAAGCCUUUGUACCAUUAAUAACUUUUGAUUGUAUUUCAUUGUAACCCACUUGAUAUAAGGCAUUUGCCAUUCUAUACAAAGCUCUCACAAGACUUUACACCUCAACAUAAAA
This is a messenger RNA of Eutrema salsugineum, 1816 nucleotides long. Its product is annotated as phospholipase ABHD3. Bases 57 to 1679 code for a protein of 540 amino acids. The record is from RefSeq and is a predicted model, not a curated record. NCBI's taxonomy places the organism in Eukaryota, Viridiplantae, Streptophyta, Magnoliopsida, Brassicales, Brassicaceae. The transcript has 14 exons. Gene Ontology annotation, molecular function: monoacylglycerol lipase activity; short-chain carboxylesterase activity.